Molecule: messenger RNA, 1056 nt
Organism: Colletotrichum graminicola M1.001
Lineage: Eukaryota; Fungi; Ascomycota; Sordariomycetes; Glomerellales; Glomerellaceae
Exons: 3
Coding region: 1-1056 (351 amino acids)
Source: RefSeq, a predicted model, not a curated record
AUGAUCGGCUUCUUCUUAUUCGCCUGGCUUUUCUUUGGUCUGCUCUCCCCUGUCUUGGCCAACUACGACCAAUGCUACUACGACGCUGGCCUUGUCGGCCCCCAGGAACUGCUCCCCUGCCUACCCGCAAACGAGACCGACAAUGGCUUUAGCUGGUGUUGUAUGGCCGGUCAGUUCUGCGUUAACCAGGCCUGCUACGACGGCAAGUCUGGCGUCACCUACCAGUACGGUUGCAAUGACCCGACAUACAAAGACAAGACCUGCCCCAUCAAAGGUGGCCUUGAUAGAGCCAAGUCCCCUUGGAUUGGUCUUGUUCAAUGCAACAACGCGAACGAGGGCGAGCUGAAGUUCUGGGCUUCCAACCAUCCCGACACUUGCGGCGGGAAUUGCCCGACUGAACCUGACCAGCCUCAGGUGACACAGUCAGUCUGGCCAUUUGAGAUCCAGCCGUUACCACCUAUCAACGAUUGCAAAGACCUGGGAAAGAGAGUGCUCGCCAUGUAUGCGCCCAGUGCCUUGGGGUCGACCGGCGGGGUCCCUGCGACUUACACACCACCCCCCGGCAAGCCGAGUCCGACUAGGCCACCGCUACGCAGCAGCUAUGCGACGACCACCUCCAUUCCAGUCACUGAGUCUGCCUUGCAGAUCGCAAGCAGUGGCAGCAGCAUCUCUACUUCUUCCGCUACUCCUUCUAGCACUUCUUCGGCCACUUCUUCCACGGCAUCUGUCGCCACCAAUGCUCCCGCUGCACCAGGGCCAAGCUCACCAGCGCUGGGUAACGGCGCCAUUGCCGGCAUAGCCGUCUCCUCUACGGCUGUCGCCUUGUCGGCUCUCUUCGCCAUUUUUAUCCUAUUGCGACGUCGCCUCGCUCGCAAACGCGGCAGCGAAAUAGUCGCGGACGAGGUGGAAGAUGACUGGCAGGCCGGGCCUGCGGAACUACCCGACGACUUUCAUGCCAUUUCCCCCGAGUCCAAUGAGCACCCUAAGAUCAAUGAGCUCUCUGAUAAUGCCGACAGCUACAUAUUACUGUUCACCACGUCAAUCGACGCUGGCUGA